GUCGGAGCCCGCUGGAGCUCUACACUAGACUUCUCCAGUGCUCUUUUUGUUGUUGGGUUUUUUUUCUUUCUUUCUUCCGCGGAGCCCCUCGGCCUAGUCCUCCCGCCCGCUUCCGAGCAGUGCGAACCUCUUCCCGCUCCGCAGCUCGCGUCCCACGCGGAGCAGCCCAGCCGGAGCGGAGAUGCGCCUCAUUCAGAACAUGUGCACCAUCGCGGAGUACCCCACUCCGGGCAGCGCAGCCGCUGCCGAUUACUGCCUGGGGGCAGCGGGACGUCGGCUGGUCAAGAUCGCUGUGGUGGGGGCCAGCGGCGUGGGCAAGACCGCCCUGGUGGUCCGGUUCCUCACCAAACGAUUCAUUGGUGACUACGAAAGAAAUGCAGGUAAUCUUUACACCAGACAAGUCCAAAUAGAAGGUGAAACUCUGGCUAUUCAGGUUCAAGACACUCCAGGUAUUCAGGUUCACGAGAACGGCUUGAGCUGCAACGAACAGCUGAAUAGAUGCAUUCGCUGGGCAGAUGCUGUGGUGAUCGUUUUCUCUAUCACCGACCGCAAGAGCUAUGAACUCAUUGGCCAGCUCCACCAGCAUGUCCAGCAGCUACACCUGGGCACUCGGCUGCCCGUCGUGGUUGUGGCCAACAAAGCUGACCUGUUGCAUAUCAAACAGGUGGACCCUCAGCUUGGACUACAGCUGGCCAACAUGCUGGGCUGCUCCUUCUAUGAAGUAUCUGUCAGUGAAAAUUACAACGAUGUCUACAACGCCUUCCAUGUCCUGUGCAAAGAAGUGAGCCACAAACAGCCACCAAGCAGCAUGCCGGAGAAGCGAAGAACCUCCCUCAUCCCCAGGCCCAAGUCGCCCAACAUGCAGGACCUGAAGAGGAGGUUCAAGCAGGCCCUUUCUGCCAAAGUGAGGACUGUCACCUCUGUCUGAGGCAGAGGCCCUCCAGGGGGUUUGGUCUUCCCAGGAAGAGGUCUGAGGUUCUUCCAGUGCAGGAACAUUGAAUGCUGGCAAUAAUUCAUGGUUCCAGAAGGGGCUGGAGCAGAGAGGCCAGGAGGGCCUAUGGAACUGGUACGGAAAAGAAAGCAUUGUUCUGAGCAGGGGGACAGGACUGAUGAGGCUCGAAUGAGCCCACUGAGCCGCUCUGUGAAUAUGUGAAAUGUACUCCAUGUCUUUUCCUGUGGAGGGGGAGGGGGCAUACUUGCUUUGGAUUUUGUCCUUAACUACCUUGUAAAUGAUGGUCGGUUGUAGUUUCACCAAAUAUAUUGAUGUGAUUUCCAGUGGGGAUGAAAGAACAGAUUAAGCUCUCAGAGGCUUUCCUUUUUUUUUUCUUCUUUCUUUUCGUUCUCCCACCUACCCUGCCCCCCAAGGAAGAAUUGCUUUUCUCUUACAAGGACGAUUUGCAUUUUUGGAACAUUAUUUCUUAUAGAUUGCCUUUCUAACCUAAAGGGUACCCAGAUUUCCUUUUAAAGAACAAAGAGGAAAAUAUUUCCCCAGCCCCCCAAAAGGGUGGACUUGAUGGGCCAAAAUGUUACAUACCCAGACAUCUAAGAAUUCAUAUGGCCCGACAUGGUGGAGGCUGCUUAGUUGGGCUGAGGUUGAGUGGUUGGGGACUCACGUUCUUAAGCCCCAUACUUUGAGUAGUUGUGAGACUGUAUAAUUAAAAAAAAACAACAAAAACUGUUGCAUUGGGUACAGAAACAAAAAUGUGUCCGUUGAAUUUGGUGUGAUUUGUGUAAACGGCGCAUAGCAAUGACCUUGGGCUGCUUCCCAGGCCUGGUUGAGUCAUGGCUCAGAUACAAAAACUGCCUUACAGUGAGUGAACAGAUGCACAGACUCCCUACACAGAUGCACUUUAAAAAGCCACUCAUGCUUUGGCUUAAAUUGUAAUUAAUUUAUUUUAUGUACAAUAAAUCUCAUUUUAAAAGAA
Molecule: messenger RNA, 1925 nt
Organism: Artibeus jamaicensis (Jamaican fruit-eating bat)
Lineage: Eukaryota; Metazoa; Chordata; Mammalia; Chiroptera; Phyllostomidae
Gene: RASL11B
Product: RAS like family 11 member B
Exons: 4
Coding region: 182-928 (248 amino acids)
Molecular function (GO): GTPase activity; GTP binding
Source: RefSeq, a predicted model, not a curated record